Eublepharis macularius is the source of this 3573-nucleotide messenger RNA. It is a transcript of the gene GPR158, whose product is annotated as G protein-coupled receptor 158. The record is from RefSeq and is a predicted model, not a curated record. Gene Ontology annotation, biological process: G protein-coupled receptor signaling pathway. The transcript has 11 exons. Gene Ontology annotation, cellular component: membrane. Gene Ontology annotation, molecular function: G protein-coupled receptor activity. NCBI's taxonomy places the organism in Eukaryota, Metazoa, Chordata, Lepidosauria, Squamata, Eublepharidae. The coding region runs from base 1 to 3573 and encodes 1190 amino acids.
AUGGGUUUGCCUCGGCUCCUGCCCAUCCUGCUCUUGGCUCAGCUGAAGUCGGGGGCUGAUGCCAGCCAAGGGCGGACGGUGCCCGACAAAGAGGAAGCGAUUCGAGGGAAGCAGUCUGUUUACAACGAGAAUGCGGCUUUCCCUGCCGCUCCCUGGAGCAGAUCCAUGGAGAGUACCAUCUUGGCCCAGAGACUCAACCAGGAGGUGCCCCAGAACGUCGCUUCUUUCCUCUACACGGGCGAUUCUCGGGAGCUGAGGCAUGCCAACUGCACCGGGAGGUAUGAGCUGGCCAGCUUGGCUGGUAAGUCUCGCCUGGCUUCCCACCCGUCCUUGCAUGGUGCUCUGGAUGCUCUCAUCCACGCCACCAACUUUCUCAACAUGAUUCUGCAGAGCAAUAAAUCCCGGGAGCAGAACUUGCAGGAAGACAUCGAAUGGUACCAAGCGCUGAUCCGAAGCCUGCUGGAAGGGGAUCCCAAUAUCUCCAGGGCAGCCAUCUCCUUCCACCUGGAGCCCUUGUCCUCUGCCCCUCAGGUCUUUCUCCAGGCCAGCCGGCAGGACAACCAAAUCCUGCUCCAGGACUUGUCCUCUGUGGCUCAUCACGUGGCCAAUGCCUCUGGGGAAACAGAGUGGUUCCACAGCCUGAGGCGCAAGUGGAGGCCGCAUCUACACCGGAAAGUCUUGACUCCUGGUUCUAAGCCUCUGGAGAACAGCUGGAGAAAGAGGAAUGGUUACCCGGCAGAGAAGAACCACAUCAAGUGGUCUUCUCCGUACUUGGAGUGCGAGAAUGGAAACUACAAACCUGCCUGGCUGGUCACUGUCUCUGCAGCUUUUUAUGGGUUGCAGCCAAACCUCCUUCCUGAAUUCAGGGGUGUUGUGAAAAUGGACAUCAACCUGCAGAAAGUGGACAUUGACCAAUGUUCAAGUGAAGGGUGGUUUUCAGGAACUCACAAAUGCCAUCUAAAUAACUCUGAGUGUAUGCCAAUUAAAGGUCUUGGAUUUGUGCUGGGAGCCUACAAAUGCAUUUGCAAGGCUGGAUUCUAUCAUCCCGAAAUAUUUUCAGUGAACAGCUUUCAGAGGAAAGAUGCAGCCAGCCGUUUUUCUGGAGGCGAGAUGAUUGAGGAAGUCUACACCUGCUUGCCCUGCAAGGAAGGAUGUUCCUACUGUACAGAUGAUACUCCCUGCUAUGUACAAGAAGACAAGUACUUGCGUCUUACUAUCAUCUCAUUCCAAACUCUCUGUAUGCUGUUGGACUUCAUAAGCAUGCUACUGGUCUACCGUUUCCGCAAAGCAAAGAGCAUCAGGGCAUCGUGUCUCAUUCUCUUGGAGACCAUCCUGUUUGGAUCACUGCUUCUUUAUUUCCCGGUUGUCAUUUUAUAUUUUGAACCAAGUGUAUUUCGCUGUGUUCUCCUACGAUGGGUCCGUCUUCUGGGAUUUACUACUGUUUAUGGAACAGUUAUACUCAAACUGCACAGGGUUUUGAAAGUAUUCUUGUCUCGAACUGCUCAACGAAUCCCAUAUAUGACAGGCGGACGUGUGAUGAGGAUGCUGGCUGUAAUUCUUCUGAUAGUGGCUUGGUUCCUAACGGGCUGGACUUCUGCAGUUUGGCAAAAUCUCGAGAGGAACAUUACAGUAGUUGGUCAAGGCCAAACAUCAGACCACCUGAUCUUCAAUAUGUGUUUGAUAGACCGUUGGGAUUAUAUGAUGGCUAUUGCUGAGUUUUUAUUCCUCCUGUGGGGUGUUUAUCUCUGCUAUGCAGUGCGGACAGUUCCUUCAGCAUUCCACGAGCCCCGUUAUCUGGCUGUUGCAGUGCACAAUGAGCUAAUUAUCUCAGCUGUAUUCCAUACACUUAGGUUUAGUCUUGCCUCAAAACUUCAGUCUGAUUGGACACUGAUGCUGUUCUUUGCACACACACAUUUGACUGUGACGGUUACUAUUGGCUUACUUCUGAUCCCAAAGUUUUCUCAUUCAAGCAAUAAUCCACGAGAUGAUAUUGCUACUGAGGCUUAUGAAGAUGAGCUUGACUUGGGCAGAUCUGGGUCCUAUUUGAACAGCAGUAUCAAUUCAGCUUGGAGUGAGCAUAGCUUGGACCCAGAAGAUAUCAGGGAUGAGUUGAAGAAGUUGUAUGCACAACUGGAAAUUUACAAGAGGAAAAAAAUGAUUACCAACAAUCCACACCUCCAGAAGAAGAGGUGCUCAAAAAAGGGCUUAGGUCGCUCAAUCAUGCGCAGAAUUACUGAAAUCCCUGAGACGGUCAGCAGGCAAUGCUCACGGGAAGAAAAGGACCUUGUGGAACAUGGGGUUACCAAAAAUACUGCUCUGGCAAGAAAAAACCCACCAGAUUCCACAGGACACAUCAAACCAAAGGAGGAAUCUUUGAGAAACAGAGUCUUCUCAUUAAAAAAGUCUCACAGCACUUAUGACCAUGUUCGGGAUCCCACAGAAGAAUCUAAUAGCUUAACUACAGAAAGCGUAGAAGUCAUAACAGCUACAGAGAAUUCUCUGCUAGACUCCCUCCCUGGGAAAAAAACAGCCCAAAAAACUCCAGAAAAAGUGGAAGCCAUGUCCACUGAAAAUGUCCCUUUGGUGUGCAAAUCUGUAAGUGCUCACAAUUUAAGCGCAGAUAAGAAACCACUCCACCCACGAACAUCUGUGCUACAGAAAUCUCUCAGUGUUAUUGCCAGUGCCAAGGAAAAAACGUUGGGGCUAACGGGGAAAAUGCAAAAUGAAGAAAGUAGCAAAUCCCACAAAUCUCAACCAAAGGGCAAGGAUGUGAGCAAAAAGCACUCGAGCUCAGAUAAAAGUGAUCAUAAAGAUUCGCACCGGAAAAACUCCUCUCACACAGAGGAGUCGAGGAAGCCUCAUAAAUCUGGAAUAAUGAAGCAACAAAGGAUCAGUCAGGUGCCUGAAAAUUCCGAUGUGGAUGUGGUUAAGAUGUUGUCUAAGGAUGGCAUUGACAUAGAAGAAGUUUGUCCUUGGGAAAUGUAUGACUAUUACCCAGGAACUGGUCCUUCCGACUCAAAAGUUCAAAAGCACGUCUCCAUUGCUUCCUCUGAAUCAGAGAAGCCUCAUCCUUCCCAGCCAAAGGGCAAAACUCAUCAGAAGACUGGGGAAGAGCAUCAGCCUUCCAAUCAAAAGAGCACAGAUAGGUAUGAAGUAUGUCCUUGGGAGAGCCAAGAAAAACAUGGGGCAGAAGAGGAGAAAAAACUUUUGAGUGCCCAGGCUCAGGGAGCUCUUGGGGUGAAAGGUGAAAUUGCUAAUUUGCAUUCCGCAGCCAAAGUUUGUGCUGGAGAGCCCAAGGAACUGCCUCCCAAAGCAGCAGCACAACCUACUGAAAAAGGUUCUAUCAAUAAACUGAGAGAUCAGGCAAAAAAUGCCUCUUCCUCUCCAGCAGGGAAUGUACUUCCCUCUGAUUCCAGUAGAUCAGCAACUAGUAACUCACAGCCACCUUUAACAACUCGCAUAGAUGUCUGCCCUUGGGAGUACGAGACGCCAGAAUUUCCAAAAGCAGAAAGUAUAGCUUUAUCGAACACAACCAGUUUAAGUUCAAAUAAAACAGCUACACAGCAAAAAUAA